Messenger RNA from Sciurus carolinensis (gray squirrel), 554 nucleotides. It is a transcript of the gene Spaca3, whose product is annotated as sperm acrosome associated 3. Gene Ontology annotation, molecular function: lysozyme activity. NCBI's taxonomy places the organism in Eukaryota, Metazoa, Chordata, Mammalia, Rodentia, Sciuridae. Gene Ontology annotation, biological process: fusion of sperm to egg plasma membrane involved in single fertilization. The record is from RefSeq and is a predicted model, not a curated record. The transcript is spliced from 4 exons. Bases 16 to 507 code for a protein of 163 amino acids. Gene Ontology annotation, cellular component: sperm flagellum; acrosomal vesicle.
ACCUCUGCAACUGGCAUGAAAGCCAGGAGUUGGGCUUCCAGAAGGCAGCUGGGUUCACCUAGGGUCACCUGGCUGGCGCUCAUCUCUCUGCUCAGCGGCCUGCUCGCCUCCAGCCAGGCCAAGGUCUUCAGUCGCUGUGAGCUGGCCAAGGAGCUCAACAGACUGGGUCUGAACGGCUUCCGGGGAUACGAACUGGCUGACUGGGUCUGCCUUGCUUACUUCACAAGUGGCUUCAACACAGCUGCUGUGGAUCAUGAGGCGGACGGAAGCACCAACAAUGGCCUUUUCCAGAUCAAUAGCCGGAAGUGGUGCAGAAACCUUGCACCAGAUUCCAGCAACUUGUGCAGGAUGUACUGCUCUGACUUAUUGAUCCCUGACCUCAAGAACACUAUUGUCUGUGUUAUGAAGAUAGUUUCAGGGCCCAAGGGUCUGGGCUACUGGGAGGCCUGGAGGCAUCACUGCCAGGGCAAGGACCUCAGGGACUGGGUGGAUGGCUGUGAAUUGUAGGUCCUUCUCUGGAUGGACCAGGCCACGCACUGGGAAACGAGGUUGGG